CCGAACCAUGGUUUGCGCUCGUCUCGGGUUCUCUUAGCAGCAGCAGCCGCCGCCGCCCUGUGCUCUGGCUUCACUUCCUCCUCCUCUUCCUGCCGAGCCACUUUCCUCCUAGCGCUAUGACCGUCGUCUCCGUCCCGCAGCGGGAGCCGCUUGUCCUGGGCGGUCGCCUUGCGCCCCUGGGCUUUUCCGCCCGCGGUUACUUCGGGGCCCUCCCGAUGGUGACCACGGCUCCGCCGCCUGUAUCCCGGAUCCCGGACCCCCGGGCAUUGCCCCCCACCCUUUUUCUCCCUCACUUCCUAGGGGGAGACGGUCCCUGUCUGACCCCUCAGCCUCGCGCCCCAGCACCGCUGCCCAACUGCAGCCUCGCCACGGCGGGGGGCGCCCCUCGGGCAGCGCCAAAGAAGCGGCGCAAGAAGAAGGUGCGGGCCAGCCCGGCGGGGCAGCUGCCCAGCCGCUUCCACCAGUACCAGCAGCAUCGGCCGAGCCUGGAGGGCGGGCGGAGCCCCGCGACGGGCCAGAGCGGAGCGCAGGAGGUCCCGGACCAGGCCGCCGCCUCGACCCCGGAUCCGGAGACCGCAAACCCCACUGAGGAAGCGAGUGCUUUCCCCGGCCCGCUGCCGCCCGCGGCGCCCGGCCAACCCUGUUUCAGAAGAGAGGUUUUAAAAUCAAAGAUGGGAAAAUCGGAGAAAAUUGCCAUUCCCCACGGCCAGCUUGUUCAUGGUAUACACUUGUGUGAACAACCAAAGAUAAACAGACAGAAAAGCAAAUAUAACUUACCACUAACCAAGAUCACCUCUGCAAAAAGAAAUGAAAAUAACUUUUGGCAGGAUUCUGUUUCGUCUGAUAUAAUUCAGAAGCAGGAAAAAAAGCCUUUUAAAAAUACUGAGAACAUUAAAAAUAUGCAUUUGAAGAAAUCAGCAUUUCUAACUGAAGUGAGCCAAAAAGAAAAUUAUGCUGGGGCAAAGUUUAGUGAUCCACCUUCUCCUAGUGUUCUUCCAAAGCCUCCUAGUCACUGGAUGGGAAGCACUAUUGAAAAUUCCAACCAAAAUAGGGAGUUGAUGGCAGUACAUUUAAAAACUCUCCUAAAAGUUCAAACUUAGAUCUCCGAUUUCAGUAUGUGUGUAAAACAUAGUUUUCCAGAAUCCCUGGACUCUCGAAAAGAAAAUUGGUAUAAAAGUGGAAAUUUGCCUUGUUGCAAUAUACAGGUGCAAAAGAGGAGUUUAAAAAAUUACAAACAGCUUGUAUUAUAUUUUAUAUUUUGUAAAUACUGUAUACCAUGUAUUAUGUGUAUAUUGUUCAUACUUGAGAGGUACAUUAUAGUUUUGUUAUGAAAGUAUGUAUUUUGCCCUGCCCAAAUGGUGGGUGUUUUGUAUAUAUACAAUGCAGAAAUUUUAAGUGUGUGCUAAGGCACACAGAAGACCAGUUUAUUUGCACAAGGUACUGAGAUUUUUUUCAAGAAACAGCUGUUGAAUCUCAAGGUGAAGAUCUAAAUGUGAACAGUUUACUAAUGCACUACUGAAGUUUAAAUCUGUGGCACAACAUUGUAAACAUGGGUUUGUCUAUGUUUCUCUAAAUUGAUUUCUGCCUUCUAAUCUGUAAUUACUGGAAAACUCCUGUUCCCAUUUUUACCAAACUUAAUUUCUGGCUUUUGGUUUAUAUCCAUUAUUAGAUUUAAAAUACCUCUAAUUUUAAUGCCAACAAAAUUGGUUGUAAUCAAAUUUUUAAAUAAUAAUAAUUUGCCCCCCCCCCCUUUUAAACUAGUCUUGACUCUUUGUGUGUGACUGUUUUUCAUGUUUGAAUGUGUGACAAGGAGAUGGAUUUUAACUUUCGAUUUUACUGGCUGAAUGUCUUUAUACUAAUCAUCCAUCCUUCCUCUGAAAUUUAGAGGGUCCAAUAAUUUAACACUACUACCUCUAAGGGGAGGAAUUCCCCAUCUUACAAAUGGAAAUGGUUGUGGUCAAAAGUAAAGCUGAUUAGUUUAUAACUUAGAGUAUAUUUUUAUAUAUGGACUGUUUCAUAAAGUACCAUUUGACUUAAUCAUACCAUAUGUUUUAUAAUGAAAGAAAAUGUUUGUUUUACUAAAUUUAUAUUGAUGUUGAAUGGUGGUACUUGAACCAAAGCAAACAUAAUUGGUGGUAAAAUAGUAGAUGAUACUAGAUUCUGAAGCUUCCUUGAAGAUGAACAUGGCAGCUUAUGUAUUUUUACUUUAAAAUUCAAACUUUGUUCCUCUAUUCAAUAGUGUAUAUAUAUAUAUAAGGUCUAUUCCAAUAAGAAAUUCUAAAAUACAAUUUUCCUUAUAUAGUUUUUAGUUACACAAAGCUAAAGUUUAUCUCAACAAAAAGGAAGAAAGUUUUCUGAGUAGUUGGGCAAUAUUUAGAUAUGUGAAAAGGGUGUUAAGAGGGUAUGUAUAUGAUUCUAUAAGAUGGAAUAGAUGAGAAAGGUGCUACCAUCCUGAGAAAAAAAAAAAAUGGGAAAGUCGUCUUGUACCAUCUGCUUCACACAGGAGGGGAGGAAGACACUUAACUUUCUGACUGUACAAAAGUGGUUGGUGGUUUGGGCACAACGUUACUUAGCAUAACUGUUGACUUGAUGAAGAGUGUCAGGAGGUUAUGCUAACUUGCAUUAGCCACAAAAUCUGAGAAUUACUAAAGAUGUGCUGUCUUGUAUACGCGACUCAUACGUGUCCACAUCCAGCCAACCGUUUUUCUUUGGCACUGGCUAUAACACAUGCUUUGUUCUUAUGUAUGUGGAGAAAGCUAUACUUCAUUAUAUAUAGGUAUAUAUAUAGCUGGCUUUAAAAAAUGCAUUUAGAGAAACUUAAACCAUAAUAAAAUAUAGGUGAGCUUUCAACCUUGUACAAGUUAGACUUUCUAAGAGAAGUGUUAACACACUGGUAAAGACAAUGGUUAAAUUUUUUCAAGGAAUGACAUAAGGAAAUAGAUUAUAUUAUCAAGUAGUAAUAGUUUUUAUAGUUUAAAAAGUGAACAAAAUUGAUUUAAUUAGACUUACAGAUAUAGUGAAAAGGUAUUAACAAAUUUAAAAGUUGAAUUGUUUUGGUGUUAUAGUAAAAUACUAUUUAGCAACCUUUAUUGGUCCCUUUGAGCUGCUAUAACAAAAUACUGGAGACUGGGCAGCUUAUAAACAUUUAUUUCUCACAGUUCUGGAGGCUGGGAAGUGCAAGACUAAGGCGCUGGCAGAUUUGGUGUCUGGUGAGAGACCACUUUGGUUCAUAGGUGGUGUCUUUUUGCUGUGUCCUUAGAGGGCACAAGGGGUGAGGCAGCUUUCGUGGGCUCCUUUUGUAAGGGCACUAAUCCCAUUCCUGAGGGUUUUGCCCUCAUGUCCCAAUCACUUCCUCAAAGGCUCUGCCUCCCGAUACCAUCACUUUGGGGUUAGGUUUCAACAUAGGAAUUCAGACCAUCGUGCAGCCCAAUUAUUAUUCAGCCACCUUUAUUUUUCUCUCUUUGGAGUCUUCUGAAACAUUUUUCCUGAUGUUUUUGUAAUGAUGUUUGUUUGGUUUUGUGGGUGUACAAAGCAAACGUGUUUCCAGUCAUCAGCUUCAGGCCCAAGUUUUAACUAAGGCGCUGGUAAUUGCAAAGGGGUGAAAGGUUUAUAAGUGUAUGUGAGUGGAAAAUAUUAACACGCGGCAGCACUACAUUAUGGAACAAAUAUCAACGUGCGGUUAGUGUUUUAUACUGAAGUUGCUUUUAGAUAAAUCUAUACAAUUGGAUACCGAGUUUAUUCAACUUAUACCACUGAUGGAGUGAUGCUCAGAAAGAGCUGCUUUUAUUUGCAUUAAUCUUGGUGCUAAGUAUUUUAUUAGUGUCUUCCUUGUGGGCAGAUAAAGGAAAAAGAAGGUAAUAGACCAAAUUACACUAUGAAAAGAUUGACAGGAGCCAUUAUUUUCAAACAUAAAGGUGGUUUGUAAGUUUAAAUACAAAUUUUAGUGUGGUUUAUAAGUUAAAAGACUAGAAUGUAUUAGGCAAGUAAUCUACAUUUUAGCCAGCCCUGGUGGUCUAGUGGUUCAGACUGCUUCACUUCCCUGUCAGGGAACCACACCACCCCUCUGUAGGUUGUCAUACUGUGGCGGCUCUGUGAUGCUGAAACCGGGAUUUCAAAUACCAGCAAGGUGGACAGGUUUCAGUGGAGCUUCCAGACUAAGACUAGGAAGAAGGACCUGGCCACCCACUUCGGAAAAACCUGGCCAUGAAAACUCGAUGAAUAGCAGUGGAGCAUUGUCUGAUUGCGCCGGAAGGUGAGAGGAUGGUGCAAAUAGAGCAGGCAGGGUUCAGCUCUGCUGUCCACAGGUCCCUAGGAGUCGGAAUCAACUACGUGGGCACUUAAGAAAAUUACAUUUUAUCAGGACCAGCAUUCAGGUUUUUAGGCAUAGUACUAUGUAGUCACUCCUUUCCUUCACAAUAUUUUAAUAUAAAUUUAGUAUGCUAUACAAAUGUAGGACCGGAAUGGGAUCCAGUCAUGCUAUGUUUGGGGAAAACCGCUUGUAUUUCUUUUGCCUAGUACAUGAUUUCAAACUCCCUAAAACUCCCCACAGUACUUGCUAUUGUGUUUACCUGCCGUCUUUAAAAGCCCUCACUCAACUUCUGGUGGUGAGAAGGAACAAGACCUAGGCCCCAUCCCAGUGCUUCUGCCCUUCAGCACGAGGCCCCAGGCUGGACCUGGAAAAGAGGGCACAGCUGGCACCCACCCAAGACAGGAUGAAGUGAGGAUUGUGAGGAGCUGUGGCUGUGGUGGAUAGGCUAGACUCCUCGGAUGCCCUGUCCCUCACCCCCAGCAUGUUAAAGAAAAGCAUUUAGAUGUCUGGGAGAGGCUUUGGGUUGCCCUAUUCCUGGUUCUUCCAGAAGCAGUGCUGGGGAGAGAACCACGAUUAUUAAAUGGUUUGAAAUUACAAAAAAAGGGGGGCUGGUUUUGAGAUUAAGGAGGCUUUGAAAAAGUAGUACAAGGACAUAAAUUUUGAGUGGGGACAUUAAGCAAUCAGUUCUAGAAAGGAAGGUAAGGAAUUUGAAGAAGUAAAGGAACUUCUAUUUGAUGUUGGCAUUUUGUGUGAGUCUCUGUUUCAGCUCAUACAGAUGCAAAUACCUUCUUCACAGAUAGCUGAGAAAACACAUUUUAGAAGUUAAGAUCAUGGUUUGAAAAUUCCCCCAAUUUUUAGUCACCAAUUUUAGCUUUUUCUAAUAGUAUGUUGUAAAUAUUAAUACUAAUGAGUUAGCUUAGAUGAGUUCUGACAUCUUUCCCAAAUCUGACAGUCUAUGAUUCCAAAAAAUGUCUCAUUCAUGCAUAGGUUUGAUAACACAUUUCUGCAUAUGAUUAUAAAAAUUCUAUCAAUGAAACUAAUAUAGAGUUCCUGUCUUUUGGAUAAUAAAAUUGUCUCAACCACUUGCACCCCCA
Molecule: messenger RNA, 5403 nt
Organism: Diceros bicornis minor
Lineage: Eukaryota; Metazoa; Chordata; Mammalia; Perissodactyla; Rhinocerotidae
Gene: PNRC1
Product: proline rich nuclear receptor coactivator 1
Exons: 2
Coding region: 117-1100 (327 amino acids)
Biological process (GO): nuclear-transcribed mRNA catabolic process, nonsense-mediated decay
Cellular component (GO): P-body; nucleus
Source: RefSeq, a predicted model, not a curated record